CUCCUCGGCGUCGCGGCCCCAGCUCCAGGUCCGAUCAGUACUUCGAUACAAGGGGGAAAAUCGGGGGGCUUUAUAAGAAGCAGCCUCUCCUCCCCAUGGAAACGGAUCAGAAUCACCACCGUACCACGACACGGCCGCCGGCAACCAUUGCCGAUGCGGCGGCGGUCACAAGCACGAGACCUGGCGGAAGCAACUCGAUCGAGAUGGCGGAAACGACGACGACCCAGAGCCAUGAACAGGACGAUAGGCUAAGCAAUCUUCCAGAUGACGUUCUCGUUCACAUCUUGAACAAGCUCGACCUGUUACAGGAUGCUGCGAGGACCACUGUCCUUUCAAAACGCUGGAGGCAUUUGUUAGGUUUCCGUUCCGAGAUCGUUCUGGAUGUACUGAACUUCAACACCACGGAUGACGAUUCCGAGUAUACUAUCGACGAGUUGGCGGCUUGGCGCCAACUAAAGUCUCCAUCCUCACAGCGGAGUUCACAAUCAUACCAGAGGUGUGAGACGACGACUGCACAGAUGAUGACAUGCUCGCGUAUGGAGCACGUUUCAUGGCAUUUUUUUUAUGCCUAUCCCCGUGCAUUUGGUGGUCUCACGGACCUGAGUCUACACAGUCUAAGGCUUGGCGAAUCUGACAUGCCUAAUGUGCCGAGUACAUGUAAGAAGCUGGAGUACCUUAGUCUGGAGAACUGUGAUGCUGGGAUUGAAUCUGUCUUACAGACAGAGCAUUCACAACUUGUUGAGUUGAUCAUUAUUUUCGAUGGAUUUGAAACUGUUGAGCUCAAGUGGCUUCCAAGACUCACGCAUUUGACAUGUCAAAGCUGGCUACCCUCACAAGAUCAAUAUCCAUUGCCGUUGGGCCAUGUUCCACAGCUUUGGGUGCUAAAUCUAAAUAAUGCUGGCACGACUCGGAACAAAACUAUUAAGCCAAGUGAGUUCCUUGGCAAUGCAACCGUUGGUGAACUUGAUAUGAAUUUCCUAUGUGAAAGGAUUUGGAUUCAACCUGAAGGUCCAAAGCGACUAGCUCCUCUACUGCAGAAUUUGAGGGUCGUUACACUACGCUUUAUCCAUGAAGAGUAUGACCUAAUGUGGACAUUAUUCAUCUUAGAAGCUGCACCCCUCUUAGAUGAAAUUAACAUGCAGAUGUCAUACCAUACAUGUUACUCAGAUGAAGAGGAUGAUUACAAUCAAAAUGAUGAGAGUCCACGAGAAAUCUUUCAAAAGGCUCCUGAUUUACUAAAAUGGGAGACUCGUCAUGAUUUCAGUCACUGUAAUAUGAGAAAACUCUCCAUCGAGGGGUUUCAAAUCGAAGAGAAGUUCACAAGAUAUAUAGACCGUGUCAUGGAAGCAGCGGUGAAUUUGGAACUUGUAUCACUGCUUGAAGUCGUCCCUGUUUGCGUUGUGAGUUUCUUCCAUCAACUGUAUAUCCACGGACUCACAAGGAGAGAGAUCUGAUCAAGAAACAAAUUUCAGGCUGGAGGUCCUCACCUAUUGAAAUAGAGAUUCUGUGAUCAUAUUUUUGUAAUUAUCUAUCUGUCUUCCUUAGUGAAGAAUGUAUUAUGGCUCGUGCGUGGCUGCUACCAGUUCAACCUUCUCGGUUGGCAACAUUAUAAGCAUAAUCCAUAUUAUGGCUUAUUGCCAUGAGAAGUUGCACGCCUA
Molecule: messenger RNA, 1658 nt
Organism: Panicum hallii
Lineage: Eukaryota; Viridiplantae; Streptophyta; Magnoliopsida; Poales; Poaceae
Exons: 5
Coding region: 96-1454 (452 amino acids)
Molecular function (GO): protein binding
Source: RefSeq, a predicted model, not a curated record